AUUGCGCUUUCUGCUCGCCAAUCUUGUGAUCUGUCGUCCUCCACUGCAUUCUGCCGCUCUGCCAUCACCUUUCAAGACUCGCGCCUUACAUUGGGCUCGCCCCAUAAGCCCUCACUGCAAUGGCCAUGCUGCUUCCAGGGCUGGUGUUCGGCGUCGUUCUCGGCACGGCCAUCGCUGUCAUCGCAUUCAUCAGCAUCAAUCCACUUCACAAAGAUGCCUGGCGUGCCAUCAUGGCAGGGGAG
This is a messenger RNA of Closterium sp. Naga37s-1, 242 nucleotides long. NCBI's taxonomy places the organism in Eukaryota, Viridiplantae, Streptophyta, Zygnematophyceae, Desmidiales, Closteriaceae. The record is from the annotation of a GenBank genome assembly.